This is a messenger RNA of Pipistrellus nathusii (Nathusius's pipistrelle), 672 nucleotides long. Lineage: Eukaryota; Metazoa; Chordata; Mammalia; Chiroptera; Vespertilionidae. The record is from the annotation of a GenBank genome assembly.
AUGACGAGCGAGGUGAUCGAAGACGAAAAGCAGUUCUACUCCAAGGCCAAGACGUACUGGAAGGACAUCCCGCCCACUGUGGACGGCAUGCUCGGGGGGUACGGCCACAUCUCCAGCAUCGACAUCAGCAGCUCCCGGAAGUUCCUGCAGAGGUUCCUGAGGGAAGGCCCCAACCAGACGGGGACCUCCUGCGCCCUGGACUGCGGCGCCGGCAUCGGCAGGAUCACCAAGCGGCUGCUCCUGCCGCUCUUCCGGGCGGUGGACAUGGUGGACGUGACGGAGGACUUCCUGGCUAAAGCGAAGACCUACCUGGGCGAGGAGGGCAAGAGGGUGAGGAACUACUACUGCUGCGGCCUCCAGGACUUCAGCCCGGAGCCCAGCGCCUACGACGUCAUCUGGAUCCAGUGGGUGAUAGGCCACUUGACCGACCGGCACCUGGCCGAGUUCCUGCGGCGCUGCCAGCGCGGCCUGCGCCCCAACGGCAUCAUCGUCAUCAAGGACAACAUGGCCCAGGAGGGCGUGAUCCUGGACGACGUGGACAGCAGCGUGUGCCGGGACCUGCAGGUGGUCCACGGCAUCGUCCGCAGCGCCGGCCUCAGCCUCCUGGCCCAGGAGCGGCAGGAGAACCUCCCCGACGAGAUCUACCACGUCUACAGCUUGGCCCUGAGAUGA